CGCGCCUGGCGUGGAGCCGCAGUUUCCGCAAACAGAAUCGUGGUGCGCUGUGUUGAUGUUCAUGAGGUUUUAUCAUCAGUUCAAGUAAUUAGACAUGGAAAGUACUACAAAAGCUGUGAAAUGUGAAAAGAUGUCUCUUGACCAGGCAAAAGCAUCAGUAGGUUCUGAAGCAGAAUAUUCGUUCAGUAUUAAUGACAAUGCAACUGUACCUGAGACUGGGCUUUCUGAAAAGACUCCUAUCUGUGAUCAGAUAAACAUACCGAAAAAGAGAAAGGCAUUUGAAGAUGGUCUUGUAGAGGAAGGUUCCAGCAAUGAGGAGGACUCUCCAUCCAAGAAAAGCAUACCUGAUGUUGACGUUGUCCCAGAGGAAAAGGGUUCUGGUGAUGAAGGUGUUUCAAAGAAAAGAAAACUGGAAACUGAUGAUGUUUCAAAAGAUGAACCUUCCACUGGAGAUGGCACUCAGAAAAAGAGAAAAAGAGAACUGGAGGACAUUCCUGAGAAAAAUAAAAGCCUGGAUGAAGGACACAGCUCAGCAGUGGCUGCCCACUACAAUGAACUUCAGGAAGUUGGUUUGGAGAAGCGUAGUCAAAGUCGUAUUUUUUACCUAAGAAACUUCAAUAAUUGGAUUAAAAGCGUUCUUAUUGGGGAAUUUCUAGAAAAGGUACGGCAGAAAAAAACCCGGAAUAUCACUGUUUUGGACCUGGGAUGUGGUAAAGGUGGAGAUUUGCUCAAGUGGAGAAAGGGAAGAAUCAACAAGCUAAUUUGUGCUGAUAUUGCAGACAUUUCUGUCAAGCAAUGUCAGCAGCGGUAUGAGGACAUGAAAUGUCGUCGAGAUAAUGAAUACAUUUUUAAUGCAGAAUUUAUAACUGCUGACUGUUCAAAGGAACUUUUGGCUGACAAAUUUCGUGAUCCAGAAACAUCCUUUGACAUCUGCAGUUGUCAGUUUGCUUGUCAUUACUCCUUUGAGUCCUCUGACCAGGCGGACACGAUGCUCAGAAAUGCUUGUGAGAGGCUUAGCCCUGGAGGCUAUUUCAUUGGCACCACUCCCAAUAGCCUUGAACUGAUAAGACGCCUUGAAGCUUCAGAAACAGAAUCAUUUGGAAAUGAAAUAUAUACUGUGAAGUUUCAGAAGAAAGGAGAUUAUCCUUUAUUUGGAUGCAAAUAUGACUUCAACUUGGAAGGUGUAGUGGAUGUUCCUGAAUUCUUGGUCUAUUUUCCACUACUAACUGAAAUGGCAAAGAAAUACAACAUGAAACUAGUCUACAAGAAAACAUUUCUGGAGUUCUAUGAAGAAAAAAUUAAGAACAAUGAAAAUAAAAUGCUAUUGAAGCGAAUGCAGGCCCUAGAGCCAUAUCCUGCAAAUGAGAAUUCUAAACUUACCUCUGAAAAGGCGGAUGACUAUAAACAUGCUGCAGAGUACAUGAAGAACAGUCAAGUAAGAUUACCUUUGGGAACCUUAAGUAAGUCAGAAUGGGAAGCUACAAGUAUUUACUUGGUUUUUGCCUUUGAGAAGCAGCAAUGAGCACUUAAACAACUGUGCCAACUACCACUCCGUCCUUCACAGAUUGGAACAAUCCAUCUCAGAUAGAUUUGAUAGCUGUAUGUUUAAUAUAAAACUGACCGUAAAUGCCGCAGAAACUCCAUUGUAUAAAUUGAAUAUUUGUCUGUGACAGACUAACUUGGCGUGUAUAUAGAAGAAUGAUUUGAGACCUUCGUCUUUAAAAAUCUAUUUUUGAGUAGUGUUCUAAGAAUUCCCAUUCGUCUCUAUAGUCUUAGCGCAUAAAAAUGAUACUUGUUAAAGCAGCUGAUCUCUGCAGUACUGAUCGUUGAGUGUGUGUUUACAGAGCUGACUUAUGACAGCUGUAGAAUUAGCGAGAGCAGAUUGGCUUGCCAGUGUGCACUCAUGUUCAGUUUUGUUGCAGUGUUUUUCAAGAUAAGUAGAUUACAAUCUGUACGUUUGAAUGUACAGUAUAUAUUGCUAAAGUUAAGUUUAAAACUUGAUUUUAGAUGGUCAUAAAAGUUAUCUAGCUAGAAUUUUACCAAUUUAUUGCAUUUUUAUAAAAUAGCUGCCGAAUAUGCUGCAAUUCUAGAGUUAUUUAGAACAUUUUAGAUGGCAGCAUGGAAUUAUUUUGGAAUUUUUUGGCUUUGAAGAAUUUCCUACCAUAGCAGUUACUGUAUUGCUAUUUAAGGUUGUAAUUAGACAUGUUGAUUUUCUUCACUGAACAAUGAUGCUGUGCUUAAUUUAGUGGUUUUGUGAAAAUCUUCUUUGAUUUUUUUCAGAUGUACACAUGGCGCUGUAAGGAAGCGGUAGACAGACUUCAGGUUGAUUGUCACUAGUGUUAGGCAGGUUACUGAUGAGGAGCCCUUCAGUCCAGGGUCAGCAAUGCCUGUUGCUCUCUCUGUUGCAUAGUCAGUACUUUCAUUGUCUAAUUGCCAUUCAAAAGUCUGUUUGCCAUUUCAGCACCACUAUAAUUAUCAUUAAAAUUGUCACAGUUAUGUAAUUAA
This is a messenger RNA of Dipodomys spectabilis (banner-tailed kangaroo rat), 2505 nucleotides long. RefSeq names its product RNA guanine-7 methyltransferase (gene Rnmt). Lineage: Eukaryota; Metazoa; Chordata; Mammalia; Rodentia; Heteromyidae. Gene Ontology annotation, biological process: 7-methylguanosine mRNA capping. The transcript is spliced from 11 exons. Gene Ontology annotation, molecular function: mRNA 5'-cap (guanine-N7-)-methyltransferase activity. Gene Ontology annotation, cellular component: nucleus. Bases 95 to 1522 code for a protein of 475 amino acids. The record is from RefSeq and is a predicted model, not a curated record.